AAAGGAACGCGGCGAGGGCGGUUGUCUGUAUCGCCACCGAUCCUUCGAAAGCUCAAGAUGGCACCUGUCGCGACCUCUGACUCUACCACGACCAACGGCACCACUAACGGUGUCCACCAGUCCAUCGAAGUCUUGAAGGCGAAGGCGGCGAGUGUCUUCAACCCGUUCUACUCCCCCGAUACCGGAGACGACGCCGACGGAGGCUACCAGUACGCGAAGUACAAGCCGUACUUCCCUGAUGUGCACUGGGAGCCGCUCGGACCUCAGGAGGUCACCGAGCGCGGCCUGUUUGCUGAUCCGGAGAAGAAGCGCUUUCAGCACUUGACUCCGGCCCUCGGAACUGAGAUCUCUGGCAUCGAUCUCAGACAGCUCUCGGACAAGCAGAAGGACGAACUUGCGCUCCUCAUUGCCGAGCGGGGUGUCGUCUUCUUCCGCGACCAGGAGAUCAACGUUCACGAGCAACUUGAGCUGGGCCGUUACUGGGGUCCUCUCCACAAGCAUGCGACUACCCCUAUCCCGAAGGAACCUGGUCUGGAGGAAGUGCACGUCGUCUACAAUGACGGUUCUCGCCGCCCAGACCCGACGUCGUUCUCCAAGCUGGAGCUUUGGCAUUCUGAUGUCUCUUAUGAGCUCCAACCCCCCAGCACGACCUCCUUGAAGGUCAUCACCGGCCCCCCGCUCGCCAUCAGCUACGCCCUCUACUCUUCCUUCAGCCCCGGCUUCCAGAAGUACCUCGAGGGUCUGUACGCCGUUCACAGUGGUGUGGCACAGGCGGACGGCUCGCGUGCCGCCGGGAAGACCGUUCGUCGGGAGCCCGUCGAGAGCAUCCACCCGGUGGUGCGCGUCAACCCCGCCACCGGCUGGAAGUCCGUGUACGUCAACCCCGGUUUCACCCGCCGCAUCGUCGGCCUGCCGAAGGCGGAGAGCGACGCGGUUCUCCAGCUCCUGUUCCGUCUGAUCGCUGAGAACCCCGACUUCCAGGUACGCUUCCACUGGGAGCCCAACUCCAUCGCCUUCUGGGACAACAGGGUCGUGACGCACAGCGCCACGUUCGACUUCUGGCCGCACCCCAGACACGCGCUCCGCUCUACGCCGCACGGCGAGAAGCCGACCUCCGUCGCCGAGUACGAGAGCAGCACUGGCAAGGUCGCGAAGGACCGGCAGCUUGUCAUCUGGGAGCAGGAGGGCGUGCUGGACAAAGUUCUCGAGGGCUCGAACCCUGCGAACGGUGCUGGUGCGAACGGGCAGGCGAAGCCGCGCGGCUACAGCGACUAAGUACAUAUGUAGACGAGCCGGAAAAGUGUAUGAUGUCCUCGGAGGUGUAUGUAUGUAGAUUACCGCGGCGCGUGUCCUCCGGCAGGGAAUGGGUCUGCAGACGCGUGCAUCAAUCUUCUGUGCGGCGGCGUGCGGACCUGAGAUCGAUCAUCGGACAUCGUCGAUCCUGUC
Fomitopsis serialis is the source of this 1446-nucleotide messenger RNA. RefSeq names its product alpha-ketoglutarate-dependent sulfonate dioxygenase. Gene Ontology annotation, cellular component: cytoplasm. The coding region runs from base 58 to 1275 and encodes 405 amino acids. The transcript has 10 exons. Lineage: Eukaryota; Fungi; Basidiomycota; Agaricomycetes; Polyporales; Fomitopsidaceae. Gene Ontology annotation, molecular function: 2-oxoglutarate-dependent dioxygenase activity. The record is from RefSeq and is a predicted model, not a curated record.